This is a messenger RNA of Epinephelus fuscoguttatus (brown-marbled grouper), 2629 nucleotides long. RefSeq names its product abl-interactor 1a (gene abi1a). Gene Ontology annotation, cellular component: intracellular anatomical structure; lamellipodium. The transcript has 12 exons. Gene Ontology annotation, molecular function: SH3 domain binding. NCBI's taxonomy places the organism in Eukaryota, Metazoa, Chordata, Actinopteri, Perciformes, Serranidae. The record is from RefSeq and is a predicted model, not a curated record. Bases 94 to 1758 code for a protein of 554 amino acids.
UUUUCUUUUUUUUUUCGAGGCAGAGCUGGGGCUGGUGGCUGUUUCAAUCAAAGGGAAGGCAGAGGGAAGGGAGGCUCUGCGGAGAGAUGUAAGAUGGCAGAGCUACAAAUGUUGUUAGAGGAAGAGAUUCCGGCCGGUAAAAGAGCGCUUGUGGAGAGUUACCAAAACCUGACCAGAGUAGCGGACUACUGCGAGAACAAUUAUGUCCAGGCCCAGGACAAGAGGAAAGCUCUGGAGGAGACCAAAGCCUACACCACCCAGUCCCUGGCCAGCGUGGCCUACCAGAUCAAUGCCUUAGCCAACAAUGUACUGCAGCUGCUGGACAUCCAGGCCUCGCAGCUGCGGCGCAUGGAGUCCUCCAUCAACCACAUCUCCCAGACUGUGGACAUACAUAAAGAGAAGGUGGCCAGGCGGGAAAUUGGGAUUCUCACCACCAACAAGAACACGUCGAGGACCCAUAAGAUUAUAGCGCCAGCUAACAUGGAGCGGCCUGUCAGGUACAUCAGGAAGCCCAUUGACUACACUGUACUGGACGACGUUGGCCAUGGCGUCAAGUGGCUAAAAGCCAAGCAACAUGGAAACAACCAGUCAAUCAGAGGAGGAACACUAUCGAGGACCAAUCCGCCGACCCAGAAGCCGCCAAGCCCUCCCAUGUCAGGGCGCGGCACGCUCGGACGCAACACAUCCUACAAGACCCUGGAGCCGGUGAAGCCGCCCACGGUGCCCAACGACUAUAUGACCAGCCCCGCCCGACUAGGAAGCCAGCAUGGCCAGCAGCACAGCCCCGGACGCACGGCAUCGCUUAACCAAAGGCAACGCACACACAGUGGAAGCAGCGGGGGCAGCAGCAGCAGGGAGAACAGCGGCAGCAGCGGUAUUGGCAUUCCCAUCGCCGUGCCUACACCCUCCAUCCCCAACUCUGGACCAGUCCCGCCCAUGUCUGCUCCCCCGGGAGCCCCUCCGCCUCCCCCACCCCCUCCUCCUCCUCCUCCCAUGGCCGGGCUCGGCCCCCCAGCACCUCCGCCACCACCACCGCUACCCACAGCUGUGGCCCCUGGGCCUGGUCUGGGCCCCGCUCCAAUGUCCCAGUUUGGAACCAUCUCGCGGCAGAUUUCGCGGCACAACCCCUCCAACUCCUCUGUCUCUAUGGUUUCGGCCACGGGCACCUACCGCCGGGCGCCGUCGGUCACUUCCCAGUUCUCCUUGCAGCAGCAGCAGCAACUACAGCAGCAACAGCAGCAGCAGCAGCAGCAGCAGCAGCAACAGCCUCAUAUUAAUGGAGGCACUCCUGGCUACAGCCAGAACUCAAUGUCUAUCGCUCCUCCUCCUCCCCCCAUGCCCCAGCUGACUCCACAGAUACCUCUGACUGGCUUUGUGGCCAGGAUGCAGGAGAGCAUUGCAGAUACUCCUACUCCACCUCCCCCUCCACCUCCAGAUGACAUACCCAUGUUUGACGACUCUCCUCCACCUCCACCCCCUCCUCCAGUUGAUUACGAGGAGGAGGAUGCUGCUGUUGUGCAGUACAGCGACCCCUACGCUGAUGGUGACCCACAGUGGGCACCCAAGAACUACGUCGAGAAAGUGGUGGCCAUCUACGACUACACCAAGGACAAAGACGACGAGUUGUCUUUCAUGGAAGGGGCGAUCAUUUAUGUCAUCAAGAAGAACGACGACGGUUGGUUUGAGGGCGUCUCCAACGGCAUCACCGGACUGUUUCCCGGCAACUAUGUUGAGUCCAUCAUGCACUACGCCGACUGAAGGGACCUGCAGUAACAGUAAAGCCUAUUUAUUCAGUCAUAUCAUAAUCCACUGAGAGACUGACCGCCGCAAUCUUGACUCCUGAGACGCAUCUAGACAUAACUGUAUGAUCUCCUUUUGAUAUGACAGAAUGUUCUUUCCCUUACUGAUUGCAAAUAAAAUGAAAAGUAAUAUCUAUUUAGUUUAUUUUGGUGUUAUAUGGGCGGGUUGGGGACAUUUAUGAAAUAUGUUAAAAAAAAAAAAAAAGCAAAGUUUCUAAAGAAUUGGACUGCACGUGCUCACGUCGGUUGAAUUCAAAGACGAUGGUCACACAGCUGAAGGAUGUACGACAUCAUCUUGCCUAGACAAAAAUUAUUAGGGAUUCAGAGCUGAAUCCUUUGAGUAUUAGGUGUGAUGGAACAAAUUAAAUGUUAAUGUCAUGUAAACACCUUCAGUCGAAGUGUUUGUACUGUUGUAUAUAAUGUGAGCUGCAGCCACUCGGGUUUCUGUAAUGUGAAUUCAGUGAAUGUCGAUUAUAUGAUAGUUUUCAUUAGUGGCGCCCUCCUCGACUCCAUCAGGCUCAUUCGUAAAAUAAGAUGGCCUGUCAAUAAUUUUACAAAUUUAAGUACUGUGUAUGGUAUUUCAAAGACAAACAAAUACUCCUGAAGAUCAGUCUUGGCGUUUAAGCAUGCAAAAUUUUAAGAGAUAUAAUGUAAUCUUAAGUUUAUUGCCAUUAUGCUUCCAUUAUGUUGUAAAUGUAUUCACCUUUUUAAUUUUUAUUACACUGUUGAAAUCACUGAACUUUAUAGACUCUGAAGUAAAUUUCAGGCUUCCCCACAGUCUCACCCUCUAAAUGCCAAUUUGCAUCUUAACUUCAAGGAAUACCUCACAC